UCUCUAACCCAGCACCGUUAUUAGCGCCCUUAAACACCGCAAUUGAGUGGGUAUCAAGACGCUCAUAGGAAAUUCUUCCUAUGGAUCAGCCACCUCCACCAUCACCGCCGGCUCGUCACUCGAAGCCUCGCCGACCACGGCAACAUCCUCCGUCGCCUCGUCCUGUCGCCGCUGACAAGGAGACGGAAAUCCACAGCAUUGAGUGCUGGAUUUACAAAGGUGCCCAACCAACCCAGUCAGAAUGCAACAUCAUCCACAAGAAUGACAUUGCCAGCUGGCUGGCCAAGCCAGGCCCGUCUUCAUUUGAUGAUCUGCCGCCGGUGGCAGGGCUCCGGCUCGUAUGCCGCCAGCAGACGGCAUCCACAGAGCCGCCGUUCGACGAGGCCACGCUCAAGGCCAUCAACAAAGUUCUUGGAUUGCCGGAAAGCCAUGACUAUCUGGUCACGUGCAAUGCUGGCGCUUGUGGCAAUUUUCUUAUAUCACCGAUCUAAUAACAACGGCACCAUCUCCACAGUGCUGCGCUACGACUCGGUCGAGAACAUCACUGUGGGCUACCUCUUGCUGGGCCCGCGCAUCUCAGCUCCUGCCGUGCGCGCGACUAUCCAGUCCCAAUUUGCCCAAUUCAGCCAUCCGCUGCUCGUCCCGACGGUGCUGAUGGAGCAGACGGCCGCGGACCUUAUGAAGGAGCUCCACGACAUCCACACGCACCUCGCCAAGGUCGAGAUCCAGACGGGUUACGGCGACUGGGACGGCGCCGUGGCAGCGGCCAGCGCUGCCGACGCAGAUCACGACUACCAGCAGCUGGCACGCAUGCUCGGUUCGCUGAACUGUCGAUAUGCCUUCAUGGACGUCGCCGUCCGCUGCACCAUCUCCAUGAGCGACUUCACCAUGAAAGAGAUGGAUGAGAUGAAGGCCUACGCCACCUCGUCGCGCUUCCGCCAGCUGCAAACCGUAAGUAAUAGCGAGUGUCUGCGGCAGCGGAUCGAGCUCCUGGCGAGCAACUUGCGGCACAUCGAGAUGUUCGGCGCCAUCCGCGAGCGCAUGCAGGCGCAGCAGAAUGUUCUCUUCAAUCUGAUCUCACAGCGAGACAACGAUCUGAACAUUGGGAUCGCGCGUGCUUCUAAGGAGCUGGCUGCGGCAAGCAAGCGAGACAGCUCUGCUAUGAAAAUCAUUGCCCUCAUGACCACACUAUUCCUCCCGGGGACUUUUAUAGCGACGUUCUUCGCAAUGCCGCUCUUUGACUGGAGUGCGGCGACCAUGACCCACGUCAUGAGCAACCAUUUCUGGAUCUACUGGGCGGUGGCCGCACCUCUGACUGUGGCUGUCAUGGCCAUCAUGGGCUUCUACGCCUGGCACCAGAGGGGCAAGAACAGGGAUGAAAGGAGAGCGGCCCGGGAGGAGGCCGGCACUAAGGAAGCCUGAGUCGGCGCCAUUCCCAAUCGUCUUGGGAUUUGCCCGUUUGGCUUUCGUUAUAUUGUAUUACU
Messenger RNA from Hyaloscypha bicolor E, 1484 nucleotides. RefSeq lists its product as uncharacterized. The coding region runs from base 262 to 1422 and encodes 386 amino acids. The transcript has 4 exons. Lineage: Eukaryota; Fungi; Ascomycota; Leotiomycetes; Helotiales; Hyaloscyphaceae. The record is from RefSeq and is a predicted model, not a curated record.